Molecule: messenger RNA, 1281 nt
Organism: Cyphellophora europaea CBS 101466
Lineage: Eukaryota; Fungi; Ascomycota; Eurotiomycetes; Chaetothyriales; Cyphellophoraceae
Exons: 2
Coding region: 1-1281 (426 amino acids)
Molecular function (GO): FMN binding; oxidoreductase activity
Source: RefSeq, a predicted model, not a curated record
AUGUCCAUAGCCUCAACGGAAGAGUCUCUCAAUGGCCCCCCACGAUCACCACGCGGCGCCAACUCAGCCCUCUUCACACCCCUCGCCAUCGCUAAUGGCGGCAUUACCCUCAAGCACCGUGUCGUGAUGGCGCCAAUGACACGUAACCGCGGCGUGCCACUUCGAUGCGAGAGCACUCCGGAGAACCAGAACCGGGUUUGGGUCGCUGACGAGCUCGUGGCGGAAUACUAUGCCCAGCGCGCGACUGAAGGUGGUCUGAUUAUCACGGAGAGUAUCUUACCGAGCCCGGAAUCAGGAGCCAUGCCAGGCGUGCCUGGGAUGUGGUUGGAAGAGCAUGCGCGGGGCUGGAAGCUGGUCACGAAGGCAGUGCAUAGCAAGAAAGGAGUCAUCUAUGCACAACUGACACACCAUGGCCGAGCUGCAAUCCCACAUUUCGCAGGACAUGCGCCUGUGUCGGCAUCAAUGACACCUUGGUCCACCGACGAGAAGUACCCGUACCCGCCACCGUUCACGCCGAAGGGGGUCUCGUAUGCAGACUCACUCGUUGCAUACCGCGAUCACCCGCCGGUUGCGAUGGCUGUAGAGCAUAUCCACCGCACGGUGGCGGAUUACGUGCGUGCUGCGUGCAUGGCAAUGGAGAGUGGAUUUGAUAGUGUGGAGAUCCACGGCGGGAACGGGUAUCUGGUUGAUCAGUUCAUCCAGUCCAACGUGAAUAAGCGGACAGACGAGUAUGGAGGUGGUCCUGAGGGGAGAUGUCGAUUUGCGCUUCAGCUGAUCGAAGAGAUUGGGCGGGAGAUCGGGGAGGAGAAGGUGGGGAUUCGCCUUUCUCCGUUUGGUGUGUACAACGACAUGGCGGACGCGGAUCGUUGGGCGACAUAUACUUACCUGCUGCGCGAGAUCAGGGCUCGGUUCCCCAGGAUCAGCUACGUGCACUUCGUGGAGGCAAGGGAGGACGAUGUCGCCAAGAGUCAGAGUUUGAGGCAGAGUUGGCCCGAGGGGAUGGCUUUUGAUCUCUCCUUUGCCAGGAAGAUCUUGGGGCCGACUCCGAUCUUGAGUGCUGGUGGGUGGAAUGAGAAUAGCUGUUGGGGAGUCGUGGAGACGGGAAAGACGGUCGAUGCGUGUGUGUUUGCCAGGUGGUUUGUGAGUAAUCCAGACUUGGUGGAGAGGUUGAGACAGGGGAGGGAGCUCGCGAUGUAUGACCGGGGCAGAUUCUACGGGCCGACUAGUAAGCGUGAAGUGGGCUACACAGACUAUAAGACGCGAAAGGAGGAGCAAGAGUGA